Messenger RNA from Synchiropus splendidus (mandarinfish), 2264 nucleotides. RefSeq names its product activin A receptor like type 1 (gene acvrl1). The transcript is spliced from 10 exons. Gene Ontology annotation, biological process: protein phosphorylation; cellular response to growth factor stimulus; dorsal/ventral pattern formation. Gene Ontology annotation, molecular function: transforming growth factor beta receptor activity, type I; ATP binding; SMAD binding. Gene Ontology annotation, cellular component: plasma membrane; BMP receptor complex. Bases 347 to 1858 code for a protein of 503 amino acids. NCBI's taxonomy places the organism in Eukaryota, Metazoa, Chordata, Actinopteri, Syngnathiformes, Callionymidae. The record is from RefSeq and is a predicted model, not a curated record.
CAGGGUGGGACCAAACUCCAGCGCAGUCAGGAGCUGCUAUCUGGCCCUGGGAUCAGGAGCUCCAGCAGCAGAACGCAACACUCUCGGCUGCGCCACUGGAUCUACUUCUCGGAGCGGAAGCAUCCGAGACUGACUCGGAGAUGAGAGCGAGUCCUCGCCACAUCUGGAACCUCCCGCUCUCCGAACUUUCUCUCAACUUGGAGCGGAAACGCCAGAGUUGUCCUCGGGAACAGCGCCGCGAACCUUUCCACGGCUCUCACGCGCGGGACUUGUGAGCCGCGAGCGUCGAGGCAGCCGCGAGGAGACAUGGAGCAGGGCGCCAGCGCGCGCCUCUAAAGACUCAGAGAUGGGCUCCUCUGCUCGGCUGACACUGGUGCUCGUGCUUUUGGGGGUCACCGCCUGUGGUGCAGCCCCCAGCCCCGAGGACCAGGGCGAGCUGCUCUGCACUUGCCAGAAUGAAAAGGGCACCUGCGUGAACGGCACGUGCCGGGGCCACUACUGCUUUUACACCUGGGUGAGGGGACGGGAGGAGAGGGGCUGCUUCCUCUUGGACCACUACAGGGAGCAGUGCUACACGUCCUUCGAGCGCUUCUUCGUCUCCUGCUGCAAACAAGAGCUGUGCAACACCCACAUCACUCCUCCACCAAACAUCAAUGGAGUGGCCACCACGCCCACCCCUGAAGCGACUCGGUCCGGGCUAUGGAUCUCCCUGUCCCUGAUGCUGGUGGUCCUGGCAGCCGGCGUCUGUGCCGUGAUGCUGCUCCUGCAGAGCAGAGACCCUCGCUGUCGACUGCGAGACGUCGAACACCGUGACCUCACCGUGCCCAAGGUCACGCAUGGAGACGACCCCACCUAUGGAGACAUCUUUGAUGAGUUCUGCACGUCAGGAAGUGGGACAGGACUUCCAUACCUGGUCCAGAGAACCAUGGCCAGACAAAUCUCUCUGGUGGAGUGCGUCGGUAAAGGGCGGUACGGAGAGGUGUGGAGGGGCACCUGGAUGGGCGAGAGCGUGGCAGUCAAGAUCUUCUCCUCACGGGACGAGCAGUCCUGGUUCAGAGAGACGGAGAUCUACAACACCGUCCAGCUGCGACACGACAACAUCCUGGGCUUCAUCGCCUCUGACAUGACGUCCAAGAACUCCAGCACGCAGCUGUGGCUGGUCACUCACUUCCACGAGCUGGGCUCGCUCUACGACGUCCUGCAGUUCACCAGCCUGGAGCCGGAGAGCUGCCUGAGGAUGUGUCUGUCGGUGGCCUGCGGCCUGGUCCACCUCCACACCGAGAUCGUCAGCUCGCAGGGCAAACCGGCCAUCGCUCACCGGGACCUGAAGAGCCGCAACAUCCUGGUGAAGCGGAACGGGCAGUGCUGCAUCGCCGACCUGGGUCUGGCGGUGAUGCACUCUCAGUCCGGCGACUACCUGGACGUGGGCAACAACCCGCGCGUGGGUACCAAGCGCUACAUGGCUCCGGAGGUUCUGGACGAGACGCUGCGCAUGGACGUCUUUGACUCCUACAAGCAGACCGACAUCUGGGCUCUGGGUCUGGUGUUCUGGGAAAUUUCCCGCAGGACCAGCGUCAAUGGUAUCGUGGAGGAGUACCGGCCUCCCUUCUUUGAUCUGGUCCCAUCGGACCCCAGCUUUGAGGAGAUGAAGAAGGUGGUUUGUGUGGACCAGCAUCGGCCCAGUUUGCACAAUCGCUUCCACUCGCACCCGAUCCUGUCGGCCAUCGUGAAGAUCAUGAAGGAGUGUUGGUUCCACAGCCCAAUUGCUCGGCUCACGGCCCUGCGUGUGAGGAAGACGCUCUCCAAACUGGACCACGAGAGCGACGUCGGCAGCGAGAAGCUGAAGCGAGACAUCUGAAGAAGGAGAAGAAGACAGGCAUCUGCACCGUUGUUCAAUGGAAUCACCGAGGCGCUUCUCAAUGCAGAUCCAAACCUUGGAAGUCCUGUCUGGACGCCUGGCCACAGCUCCAUCACCACGGUGCACUCGCUCGCGUUACUGGCCCGGUAUUUGCUCCGUCAGCGAGCCCUUCCUUCUCGUGUGCUCUGGUGUCUGACACCCAACGCUUGGCUGUGUGCGUCAUUGAUCAGCGCGUCCAACACGUUAGCCGUGCAUGUAGUUUAGUCCAGCAAUGGCCAUUGUGCCUUUUGUUUUGCACCUGUAUAUCUGAUGUAACGUUUCACACACGCCACAAUAACUGUCACCGCUUGGCAUUCAAUAGAUACAUACAUCUGUACAUGUUCAAUUAAAGAUCAUAUUUUUCAAA